Molecule: messenger RNA, 2646 nt
Organism: Vigna angularis (adzuki bean)
Lineage: Eukaryota; Viridiplantae; Streptophyta; Magnoliopsida; Fabales; Fabaceae
Product: BEL1-like homeodomain protein 7
Exons: 5
Coding region: 407-2317 (636 amino acids)
Biological process (GO): regulation of transcription by RNA polymerase II
Molecular function (GO): RNA polymerase II cis-regulatory region sequence-specific DNA binding; DNA-binding transcription factor activity, RNA polymerase II-specific
Source: RefSeq, a predicted model, not a curated record
AAAAAUGGUUUUGUUAUUCAUUGGUUGGUGCAGCUGGUUGUUCCAAAGAUAAUUUGAAAUUUAUAUGUCUUGGGAUUGCCAUUUGUCUGGGCUUCCCCAAACUGUGGAUUCUUGUCUGUAAUUUUGCUCUAAACCUCUCUUUUUCUUCUCUUCUCUUUUCUCUUCCUCCUCCCACUUCACCCUGCUCCUCUCCUUCUCUUUCUCCUUCAGGUUCUGUAUAUUGAUGAGUUUUUGUUUUUUCAACAUCAUCAUCGUUGGUUCAAUCUUGUAGCAGAGGUAGCAUUAUAUAUUCAGCUCGGCAUCACUACUGCUUUCUUGAAUCUAAACCUCAAAGGAGAUGAGUAGCUGACUCAGUUGUGAAGAGACCAGAAACAGGCACAUUUGAAUUUGAGUUAUAAAUUUUACAAUGUAUUCAAACCAAGCGUUUUCUUCAGGGCCCUAUGCAGAUAUGUUGUCUGGGAAUCCUCUUUUACCCCAUAACUACAGUGAAACUGUUGGAGGACAAAAUGAGUUGAAGUUCAUGACAUCCAUGAGGGACACAAUGACUGUGCAAUCUAUUGAUGGGCAUUCAAAUGGGGCCCCUACAUCUGGUCAAGACUCUUUUUCCAACGCUGGAGAUUCCCAUUCCCAUCUUGUUCCAAGAACAACACAAUUGGGACUUGUGGACAGUGAGCAAAAUGUACAGAACCAAGGCUUGUCUCUUAGCCUUGGUUCAGUGAUGCCUUCUAUUGCAUCAGUCCCUACCUUCCCAUAUCAGUAUCCUGGCGCAGGUUUCUCUUCACUGAUGACUGCUUCUGUUCUAAAUUUAAAGGGAACUUCAUCUCUCAAAGAUGAUGAAGCCAGCCUACAAAGGGAAUUGAGAAAUGCCGAGUGCAUGGCAUCUUUGGCUUCUUCUGGCUUUCACAGGAGGGAGGGUUUGUUGUAUACUCCACAACACCCUUCAAUGUGCCUCGGUGAAGGCCAAGAUGGAUCACUAGGCUUCUCCAGCAGUGUCUUGAGCCCACAAUACCUCAAGGCAGCACAGGAGUUGCUUGAUGAAAUAGUUAAUGUUCGAAAGGCUUUGAAGCAAACAGGUUUAGAGAAGCAACGGAGUUUCCGUGAUAUUGGUUUAGAUGGCUCCAAAGAUUCUGAUGGAAAAUCUACCAGCCAAUCAGGGCAGAUAUCUUCAUGUCCCAACAGUUCUGCUGCAAACUCCUCAUGUGAACUCUCACCGGCAGAACGACAGAAUUUGUUGGACAAAAAGACAAAACUUUUGACCAUGUUGGAUGAGGUUGAUAAAAGAUACAGACAGUACUGCCACCAGAUGCAGAUCGUGGUUUCAUCUUUUGAUAUGGUUGCUGGUUGUGGAGCAGCUGAACCAUACACUGCACUGGCCUUGAGUACAAUAUCACGCCACUUUCGGUGUUUACGUGAUGCCAUUAGUGGUCAAAUUCAAGUGACUCAAAGGAGCCUUGGAGAACAAGAGGGAAUACCUCGUCUACGCUAUGUUGAUCAGCAGCUUCGGCAGCAAAAGGCGCUUCAGCAACUUGGUGUAAUGCGACAAGUUUGGAGGCCUCAGAGGGGACUUCCUGAAACCUCUGUUUCAAUACUUCGAGCAUGGCUCUUUGAGCACUUCCUCCAUCCUUAUCCAAAGGAUUCAGAGAAAAUUAUGCUGGCUAGGCAAACUGGCUUAACAAGAAACCAGGUGGCAAAUUGGUUCAUUAAUGCAAGGGUGCGGCUUUGGAAGCCAAUGGUUGAAGAAAUCUAUAAGGAAGAAUUUGGCGAUUCUGAGAUGAGCAGCAAUAUACUAUCAUCAGAGAACACACUGAAAGCUCCAAGAGAUGAUGCUCAAUCUCCUGACAGCAAAAGGGAAGAGUCCCAGGACAACAUAAUAACAGUAGAUGAUAGUGAUAUUCAGCAUCAUGGGUUGAAGUUGGAUCAUGCCUCAGAGUUGGACAGAGGAAUCCGAGGUAGUGAUCAUGGAGAAAAUGGCUUGGAUCCUAGAAUUGGGAGACUGCAGGGUGACCAAAGGUUCAACAUUAACAACAGCAACAGUUCUUAUUAUGGGGAAGGCUGCAUAAUUGCUUCUGCUCCUGCCACAUACGAUUUAUCUGAGUUAGGUAACAUUGGUGUUGGUGGGCAGGUGUCACUAGCAUUGGAAUUGAGGAACUGUGAUAGUGAAGGGUUUGGCGGGUCCAAUGAUGACAUGCUUAGAAGACGUAAGAAACCAUUGGCUUCUUCCUCAGAGGCUGAUUUGAUAGAUUACCAUUUCACAGACCAAGAAAAGCAACAGAGCAAGUUUGGCAAUCCUCACCUAUUGCACGAGUUUGUUGUGUGAUGAAGGGUGAAGGGAACAACGGAAGUGUGUACCAGCAAAAUAGAUAGAUAAACAAAAGGGCCUGUGUUGUUGCUUUAUUUACUUCGUUAUUCAUUCUUGUUGUCAAAAUUUCAUAAAAAGCCAUGUAAAUCAUGAACAGUAGUACAAAAUAUACACGUAGGUAUGUGUAGAUAUUCUCUUGUAACAUGGUGGUGAAGAUUGGUUGUAUCAUGUGCAGGCAAUUUUGUCCAUCAUGCAUGAUGAAUAAAGAAUCUUGUGAACAAUGUAAAAGGGGUGCAAUCUGAAUGCAUCGACUCUUGUGCAAUCUUAUUAUUGAAGUUUGUGUCUUU